AAUUCAGAUCUAUUAUCAAUAUUUAGAAAUAAACAUUUUCGAUUUGUUUGACUCGGGUUCCAUAAUCAAUAAAUUUUUAACCCAUUUCGCGGAAAAUUUAGUUGAAAUGAAAUAUGGAAAGUGCUGAAAAUGACGAUGAUUUUGAUCUUUCGUCUCUUGUGGAAAAAACAUGUAAUUUAAACGUACCAAUUGGUCACAUUAUCGUUUCGCAAAAAUGGAGGAACUCUGAACUACACCAAAGGUUAAAAAGUGAUGUACUGGUUUUAUUUGAGGAUAAUUUGGGAAUGGUGGACUUCUAUCCCUCGAGUAGACUUGGUGUGGUUUACAUCACUGAGCCAGACCUACUGACAUUCUCAGGACAUAAGAAAAAGCUGGCUAAGCUCAGAAAGGCUAACAGAGUUCAGGUCAUUGUGUUGGCAGAGAAGACGUCCACUAGUGGUCAGUAUUAUCCUGAGGUACAGAAAUUCUGUCUGAUGGAUUUGGGCUUUACCAUUAUCCCUGUUCCCGGUCAGAAUGAGGCGGCCUCCAUACUUGCUCAAAUGGUUGUCAGUGAAAAUCAAAUGACUGCCAAUCCAUUUCUGAGGAAGAAAAUCUGUCAUGUUGAUGAAGCACUUCUGGUAACCAUUAAGUCCAUUCCAGGACUAGGUGGCAUCAAAGCUCGAGCACUGCUGGAAAAGUUUGGAAGUAUUGAAAAUCUAUGCAGAGCAUCCAGUCAGGAACUGUCAGUGGUUAUAGGCAAAGUUGGUGCUGAGCAUGUAAAGAAUUUUUUUGACAAGUGAUGGUAAAAUUGUCUUAUAUGUACAGUGCCUCUACUUGUUUCUUUGAAUGUACAAUAAUAUACAUGUUGAGAUCUGCAAGCAAAAGGAUGAAUGAAAUCAUGUGGUUUCUUGUACACAACAACAGUCUGUCCACAUUUUAAGGAGGACAUGUACAUAAAAGGACUUGGAUUGGUCAAAAUUGUGUAACAGUGAAAUACUUCUCAACCAUCGACGCCUGAUGUAAUGAAUUAUUUCUGUGCUAUGUUGCUGUAGUCUAUGCCAUGGUCCAAGCACCAUGCAAGAUAUGAUGAGGAACAGCAAAUUCUGUGAAUCUGUAUCUGAAGACGAUAUCGAUAUUAAAUCAUUAAAUCUAUAA
Molecule: messenger RNA, 1134 nt
Organism: Ostrea edulis (European flat oyster)
Lineage: Eukaryota; Metazoa; Mollusca; Bivalvia; Ostreida; Ostreidae
Product: Fanconi anemia core complex-associated protein 24-like
Exons: 6
Coding region: 114-779 (221 amino acids)
Biological process (GO): interstrand cross-link repair
Cellular component (GO): Fanconi anaemia nuclear complex
Molecular function (GO): chromatin binding
Source: RefSeq, a predicted model, not a curated record